UGUCGCGUACGGUCUUGCGUACACAUACGUGCGCGUGCGUUCGUUUUGCGUGGUGUGUUUCUUCGUUGGUUGCGCCUUUUCGUGUUUGCGCGAUUGUCCGCGGUGCGCGUGACUCUUGGUGUUUCGCGCGUUCCACGUCGGUGCGGUGUGUCUGGUGCGAGCACAGGUUUUCGCGCAUCUCUUUUUUUUCCUCGUUCUUGAGAGUGAAACCGACGCGACACGAUGUCCUCUCUGAAGGACAAUAAAGCGCCGUGCGCCCGGCUGUGCCACAUCGUCAAGUGGGACGACUUCCCCGGCUACGGCUUUAAUCUGCACGCGCAGAAAGGCAAGAACGGUCAGUUUAUCGGCAAGGUGGACGAUGGCUCGCCGAGUCAAGCAGCCGGUCUACGACAGGGUGAUCGCAUAAUCGAGGUGAACGAGAUCGACAUUGCGAACGAGACUCACAACCAGGUGGUCGAGCGCAUCAAGGCGUUCCCCAACGAGACUAAGCUGCUGGUGGUCGAUCAGGAGGCUGACGACUAUUUUAGGGAGAAUAAUAUCAUCAUCAAGGGCACCAUGCCCAACAUCAAGGUGAUCAAGACGCCGGAGAAGAAUCCCAACAGCGUGGAGGACCGUUCCGACGGCAGCAAUUGCUCCGUCGACGAGAGCACGCAGAAAUCUAUCGGCUCCAACGAUACGGCGCACAGCACCGUGUCACAGACAACCACAAGCAACAACGAGCCCGACAUGCGGGAAAACGGCAAUACCGGCGUGAAUCACGUGCACGGCACUGGUAACGGCAGCGUAGGAAGCGACGGUGCGACCAACAACAGCGAGCCCCGAUCUCAAGGCUUGAACCUGAAAAUGAGCGCGAAGGAGCUGAGGGAACAGCUGGCGAAGCGCAAAAAGUACGAUCCGAAGAAGGAGUCGAUCGGUUUCAAGGACAAAUUUGACAUCGUGCAGAAACUGUAGAUCUUCCUCGUCUUUUUUUUUCUUCUUCUUCCGACAACAUAUUUUCUUCUCUCCAGUCACAAGUUAUUUCUUUACUUUAAUUCCUCUUUUUCUCGCGAUGCAUCUCGUUUUAACCGACCAAAUUGUUGUUGUUGUAACAAAUACGCUCGGUUGUUCAAACUGUCGCGAAUGCUAUGAGCGAUUUCGAUGUAUCUAAUGUUAAUACAUUUACUUGCAGCAAAGAAACGCUGCGAUGAAUAUGAAGAUAAAAAAAUGAGAAAGUAAUACCGUAUAUAGAAUAACUUCGUUAUAUGAGCCGCAUAUCUGUCGAAAACCUAAUUUAUCAAAUUAUCUUCUUAUUUGAAUCAUCUUUGAUUGGGUUGUAACGUUUGUAGUUUUUUAUAUUCGAUAAAUCACACAUACGUAUAUUACGCUAUUUAUCAUGAAUCGAACUGAACUGACGAUUGUUUCGUUAAUUCACAAUGUAAAAAGUUGAAAUCACAGUGUCACGUAACAAAGUGGUCGCAUGCAAAUUAUCGUCAUUCCUCGUAUUUUUUUCUGAUCUAUGCGGCAUAAAAUGACGCGGCCCAAAUCCCGGAGUUACUUUAUGUAAGUAAUUUUGUGUUACUUUUGCACAAAGGCGAACUUACAUGUGCAAAAAUCUUUGUUAUUUCCGUAACUAAAAGUUAGUUACGACCGAUUUCAGGUCAUCGGUGUAUCUCACACGCACACACACGUUUAUACAGUUAUAAAAAGAGUUUUUUUUUGACAAAAGUUGUGCAAUUGUUAUUUUUUUUU
This is a messenger RNA of Pseudomyrmex gracilis, 1728 nucleotides long. RefSeq names its product Na(+)/H(+) exchange regulatory cofactor NHE-RF1. Gene Ontology annotation, cellular component: apical plasma membrane. The record is from RefSeq and is a predicted model, not a curated record. NCBI's taxonomy places the organism in Eukaryota, Metazoa, Arthropoda, Insecta, Hymenoptera, Formicidae. The coding region runs from base 223 to 951 and encodes 242 amino acids. Gene Ontology annotation, biological process: protein localization to plasma membrane. The transcript is spliced from 2 exons. Gene Ontology annotation, molecular function: protein-membrane adaptor activity; protein binding.